ACAGGUUUGAGGGUUGCCUUGGUAACGGCAAAUCGGAUGCAGCUUCCUGGUCACGCGAGGGCGCUGUCUCAAGCACGGCUCCAUCCUGUCCAGCAGCUCCGUUACCUACGUCACCACAUUUCACCGAAUGCUAUGGAACAGCGUGGAAAAGCGUGACGUCGAAAACACGGCAAGAAACUUAUGCAAGAUGAGAGAAGUGACUCUUGUGCUCGCAUCGUGUGUGUUUCUGUGUUUCCUCCCGAGCUGCAGCCAAGCAGCCAGACAGGGACAGGACAUCAGAUGUGGAGCGUGCAGGGCUGUCGUAGAUGAGAUGGAGUGGGCCAUUUCCCAGAUAGAUCCAAAGAAAAUGAUUCAGACGGGGUCCUUCAGGAUCAACCCCGACGGAAGCCAGUCGAUCAGGGAGGUUCCUCUGGCUCGCUCAGAAAGAAACCUCCUUGAGCUGAUGGAAAAUGUGUGCGAGAGGAUGGAAGACUAUGGGGAGCACAAAGAUUCUCUCACAAACAGACAUUCCUACUUAAGGAUAAAAUCUCGGAGUGGUGAAGCCAUGGACCUGUCGGAGGCCACGCUAGAUUCAAGAGUUACAUCCAGUCUAAAAUUUGCAUGUGAAACGAUUGUCGAGCAGAAUGAGGAUGAAAUCAUAGAAUUCUUUGCUCAUGAGACAGAUAAUGUCAAAGACAAACUCUGCAGCAAGAGGACAGACCUCUGUGACCACGCUUUGAAAAUACCCCAUGACGAACUUUGAUAUUGUCUUACCAUUCCUGUCGUCUCUCCUCUGCCCCUCAGAUGUUAGGUGCUGUAAUAUUUUCAGUUAUUCCUUCUCACUUGUGAACACUAGUUGUGGAGAAAGAUGUAAAAACAUGUAAAAUAAUAAAAGAUAGACCUGGAGAUGGGAAAAUCUGAGGACCAGUUCACCAUUUAUUACCUUUAUCUCUUCAAAUUUUUCUUGUCACAUGUUUACGUACUAAGUUAUUUUACUUAUGAAUAUUUUGCUUUAUUUAAAGACUCUUGUUUAGAAGGGUUCUUCACAUGAUCAACUCUUAACUGUGAAUGGGUGAAAUCAGACUUAGAGGAUUUCUUACAGGAUGCAUUGUGUAUACAUGGUUACUUUAAUUUAAGACAAGAACUCAGAGAUCAGGUAGCAUUUGGUCAAAUGGUCCUUCAGUCUUUAUUUGUAUCUCCAAAUAUACGUUUAAUUCAAAUAGCACAUUUGGUUUAGACAUGAACUCCAGUGCAUAGCAAGACCGUGGUGGUUUCUGCUAAUUAUUUAAUGAUUGGGCAUCUACACUGACUUUUUCACCAAUGAAAGUGGCAUUCGAUAAAAAGAUUAUUUCUGGCUUCAGUUGAGAGUUUUGAAUGCUGACUUAUAUUUAUUGAUCAGUUGAAAUGGUUUCAGCUCUGCCUUCUUGUUUAGGUAAAUAUCCCUUGUUAAAAAAAGUAGUGGUAACCGUAACUACGGUAGUUACACAUUUUCAGUUACUUGUCCAUCAGUGAAAAGCACACUCUUGAAAAAGAUGAAUCAAGUUUACCAAUCAGCCUCCAAUAUUGUUACUGUUUAAGUGAAAUGUAUUAAAAUUACAAGUAGGUGAAAUGUUGCUGCUGAGGAGGUGUGUGGAUGCUAUAUGCAUAUUUUUCAUGAACAAUGAUCCCACUUGAGAAAUGCACAGCUGAAGAUUCAGCAAGCAAAAAGGACAAUCAAGGACAAUUGUUAGACUUCAACCACUGCUUGGUGCAAAACUUUGAAUACAACCUUAAAUGUGUUGCCUCCAGUGGUACAUGAUUUCAAGCCAAAUAAAAAUAUAUUAAGUUAGUAAUAACCUGAAAAAAAGCUUAAUAGUAGGGGUCAGUGCCAACACAAAUUAUGAUUGAAAAAAAAAAUCAACUUUCUCCUCACGAUAACCUUUAAAUUGAGAGUAGAAAAAUAUACUUUUAGAAGAAAUGUUACAAAUCUUCUUUUCAUUGAACACUUUGAAACCUAGCUGCAAUACCCUUAAAUUGUGAAAUAUAAAGGGUUAUUUAUUAGUUUGGUAAGAACAGUUUUAUAUGGCAACACUAAAGACUGGUCAAACUAUUCUAAUGUAACUCCACUAGAGUGUGCCAGCACACCACAACCACCCAAUGAUAUAACACCUACUUAGUUAAACACAGUGUUGUACUGUCAACGACAAAGGUCUGGAAGUGUUUUUGGUAUCAUUUAUUUUUUUCAAUGUGUGAAAAAAUUGACCUUGCUGUCUCAUGUGAACAUUCUCCUGUAAUUCUUUUUUUAUAUAUAAAUUUUGUACGUUUUCUGCA
Molecule: messenger RNA, 2289 nt
Organism: Labrus mixtus (cuckoo wrasse)
Lineage: Eukaryota; Metazoa; Chordata; Actinopteri; Labriformes; Labridae
Gene: cnpy2
Product: canopy FGF signaling regulator 2
Exons: 6
Coding region: 128-742 (204 amino acids)
Cellular component (GO): endoplasmic reticulum
Source: RefSeq, a predicted model, not a curated record